Messenger RNA from Charadrius vociferus (killdeer), 2121 nucleotides. It is a transcript of the gene AFG2B, whose product is annotated as spermatogenesis associated 5-like 1. Gene Ontology annotation, molecular function: ATP binding; ATP hydrolysis activity. The record is from RefSeq and is a predicted model, not a curated record. Lineage: Eukaryota; Metazoa; Chordata; Aves; Charadriiformes; Charadriidae. The annotation marks the transcript as partial. The transcript has 9 exons.
UGCACGGCCUGGCCCAGGCGCGAUUUGGCGGACGGGUACCUGCAGGUUGACCUGAGCUGCAGAACGGCGGGUGUAACUGCAAGGGACCUGAAGGGCCUCACGCUGGAUGUCGGCCAGCUGAAGCUUCUGGCCUGUCACCAGUUGAAAAAGGCGAUUGUGAAAGUGGUCCUUAAGAGCUCUGCAGUGAAAAAGUCGAUUCCCAGAGCAGUCUUGCAGGAGACGAUCAGAGAGCUGCUAAGAAAUGUUUAUGUUUCACUUCAUUAUGUUGUUACUGUUGCCCCAAGUCUCGAAAAUCCCGUGGUGUGUAUUGAAAUGCUGUCUGUAGACCCUGUGACGGAUGAAGCUGGACUGAUAACGCCCCAAACAAGCAUAAAAAUUAAGGAGGUGGUCACUUUUGAAUGGUACAGACAUUUAUCAGAAGACACUGCAAGAACUUCAAUUGCAGGACUAGACGAUGUGGGAAAAUCUUUGAAAGAAAUGAUUGAUCUGCCUUUCCGCUUCCCAAAGACUUUCAAGAAGUUAGGGGCAGUAGCAAAAGAAGUGGGUGCAUAUCUGCUUUGCAUCAGUGGCCCAGCUCUCUAUGGUUCAAGGCCAGGAGAAACUGAAGAGAAUUUGCGAAGGGUCUUUGAAAAGGGAAGGGAAAUGUCACAUGAAGGCCCAACCAUUCUCUUCAUUGAUGAAGUUGACUCUUUAUGCGCAAAGCGAGGAAAUUCAAACAAUGCUCCUGAAGAUCGUAUUGUUGCUCAGUUGCUAACGCUACUGGAUGGUGUAGGUAGUGGGGGUAAGAUGGUCAUUAUGGCAGCAACAAACAGGCCUGAUGCCUUAGACCCUGCACUGAGAAGACCUGGCAGAUUUGACAGAGAGGUUAUUAUUGGGACACCAACACUUACACAAAGAAGAUCCAUCCUGCAGUUGCUUACAUCUAGUAUGCCAAUUUCUACAGACGUUGAUUUGGUUAAACUGGCAGAAAUGACAACUGGGUAUGUUGGAGCUGACCUUACAGCACUCUGCAGAGAAGCAGCCAUGCAGGCUGUGUUCCACAGCUCUUUGGAUUCAACUGAAAUGGUGAUUAGCAUGGCAGAUUUCCAAGAAGCUUUAAAAAAAAUUCAACCAUCCUCUUUUCGAAGUGCAGUUGGACUAACAGAGUGUAAACCUGUUACUUGGGAGCAAAUUGGUGGCCUUGAAGAUGUGAAAUUAAAGUUAAAACAGAGUAUUGAGUGGCCUAUGAAAUUUCCUCAGGCAUUUGCUAGGAUGGGCCUGUCUCAUCCAAAGGGUAUUCUUCUCUAUGGGCCAUCAGGGUGUGCCAAAACCACACUGGUGAAGGCUGUGGCCACAAGUUGUCACUGUUCCUUUCUCUCUGUAAGUGGCGCUGACCUUUUCUCACCUUACGUUGGUGAUUCAGAGAAGAUUUUGUCUCAGGUUUUUCGCCAAGCAAGAGCAAAUACCCCAGCAAUAAUAUUCCUAGAUGAGAUUGAUUCUAUCUUGGGAUCUCGGUCACACUGCAAAACUGGCCAUGGUGUCUCAGAGCGGGUUCUUUCUGUUCUUCUCAAUGAGUUGGAUGGUAUUGGGCUGAAAGUCACAGAAAGAAGAGGAAGCAAACUACAGCUUGAAGGUCAAUGUCAAGAACAAAAUUAUGAGGAAAGAAAGCUAGAGUUUCAGGAAACUUUGAACAAAGAUUUCAUGGUAGUUGCUGCAACAAAUAGACCGGAUAUGUUGGAUGAUGCUUUAUUGCGUCCCGGAAGGUUAGACAAGAUGAUCUAUGUUCCACCUCCAGAUCUGAAGGGAAGGCUUUCAAUUUUGAAAAUCUGCACAGAAAAAAUUCCAUUAGAGACUGAUGUGUCAUUACAAGAUGUGGCAGCCCUAACAGACCUCUUCUCUGGAGCUGAUAUUGAAAAUCUGUGCAAGGAGGCUACUUUGUUGGCAUUGCAAGAGAAUGGACUUGAAGCAACUGCUGUAAAACACGAGCAUUUUGUAAAAUCAUUGAGGACUGUAAAACCAUCCUUAAACAUAAAAGACUUGGAAUUUUAUGAAAAAUUUUAUAAUCAAGAAUUAGCCUCUUGAAUCAAAAAGGAGUGAUAUGGCAUAGGUAUUUUUAAAUAUAUUGCAAAGACUUUGCAAUGG